UACGGUAUUUUUGUCGGGGGCGUAUAUUAUGGAGGUGUUGUUGUGUCACGGGGCACGUGCAUAUGUACUGUUAUUUCUUGUAGUUUCAGCGAAUGGAGUGAGUGGACACACUGUUCGCAAAAAUGCGGGCCAGAUGGAACAAAGUUUAGGGUUCGUAAUGUCCUACAGGUAACUGGUUGCGGACCGGUCAUGUGCGCCGAGCCAACUUCAGAAGAACGACCCUGUAACCGUGUAUGUCACAACGGAGGAAGUCUCACGCAGAAUGGAUGUAACUGUCAAAACGUCAAUUACAGUGGUCCAUGUUGUGAGUGUGAGGACAUUGACUGCCAGCUGAGCCACUGGACUAAGUGGUCAUCUUGUGAAAAUGCUACGAGUCGCAUAAGAUCACGAGAUGUUUUAAGAGGUUCUGAGUGCGAAGGAGCGAAGUGUAAAGGACCGUAUACAGAGGAACAAGCUUGCUCUGUUGUACUGAAAGGAAACAUCUUGGUGGCGAAAUGGAUAAUUAUAACUCUUAGCAUUUAUGCAGGAAUAUUGACUUUAACUAUUUUUACCGUAUGCAUACUGAAGCGCAGAUCACAGAUUCGAAAUUGGUCUAUAAAUCAGGCUGCCAACUACGCGAACUUACGCGACGACACAAACGAAAGCAUUUCUAUGGCGAGAUCGCGGUACAGGUCAAGAAAUAGGAGGGACUCUAUACAUUCUACCAGUACCAUUAUGGGCUAGACAAUGGUUUUCUAAAAGGGAACUUAACUAAACGCAGAAGACAAACGUAAUAUAAAUGAGUGUCAAUCUCAUUCCAGGCUCAAACAAUACAUUGUUUUAAGAUUAAUUAUAUAAUUAAUUUGUCUUAGUUUAUUGUAAAUUUACCAAGUGUAAAUAAGUUUUAAAGCAUUUUGUUCCCAAGUUUAUAAAAUUCAUACUUAGUAAUAAUUUUAUGUCUUUUUGAAAGUAUUUAUUGCCUGUACUUUACCAAUUUUAAUAUUUUAUUAAUCUUAAGAUUGUUUUUUUGAUCAGGAUCAUUUGGUAGAUCAAUGUUAGUAAUGUUUUGUAACAUUUAUAUCAUUUUACAUUUUGAUUUCGUUGAAAAUGUAGGCAUCCUGAAUAAUUGGUAACAUAUUAUUUUUAAUUUUUGUAGUGGUGAAAACAAUGUUUAAUUUCAGUCCGGUGCAAUGUUUAGUUACAAUAUUUUGUAUCUUACAUUUA
Molecule: messenger RNA, 1203 nt
Organism: Anneissia japonica
Lineage: Eukaryota; Metazoa; Echinodermata; Crinoidea; Comatulida; Comatulidae
Product: thrombospondin type-1 domain-containing protein 7B-like
Exons: 2
Coding region: 190-723 (177 amino acids)
Source: RefSeq, a predicted model, not a curated record